Cyclocybe aegerita is the source of this 1407-nucleotide messenger RNA. Lineage: Eukaryota; Fungi; Basidiomycota; Agaricomycetes; Agaricales; Hemipholiotaceae. The record is from the annotation of a GenBank genome assembly.
AUGAUAUCGCGUUUUCCUCAAGAGCUGGUAGACCUCUUUAUCGAUUCCCUAGCGGAACAAUCAGAAAGCGAUACGACACGACGCGACGCCCUCUACGCAUGCACCUACGUUUCGCGAUCCUUCUCGCAUCGAGCUCGACAUCACCUAUUUCGAAAAAUCAAACUCCAUGACGACCUCAACCCCGAUAUCUCUAGUCGACUCUCAAGCCUUCACAAACUCUUGUCGUGGUCAUCCGCGGCGACUCUGCAGUCUGGUCGAUCAGGGAUCGGCCGGUUGACACAAUAUGUCAAGGAGUUCGCUUUCCAUCUCUCAAACACGGAGAAAGGCGUCGAUCACGUCAUGCUGGAAUAUGACAAGGCUGGGACCUUGACUUCAAUUCUGAAUGAGCUGCACGGCCCCGACCAUGGAAUCACCAAGUUCGUCUUGUUUCUCCAUUGGCAAAGCAUCAACUAUGCGUGUCUCAGCGACAAUCUUCGACACGCGUUCCUUGCGCUCGUUCGCUCGCCGCGCCUGCGAUAUCUACGUAUAUGCAACAUUAACGGCCUGCCCACAAACUUCCUCGUCAACAGUCACAUCAAGCACCUCCAUCUCUACGAAUGUAUGGCAGCAGAAGAAAUCGUUGUCUAUCCGCCCGUCUCGUCUGUCAGACCGUCUCAUUACCCACGAUUAGAGUCCCUGGACACGGACCACGAGCUUCCUUUGACGUAUUUCGAGAACCCCGACCAUGUGAAAUCGAUAGCGCGGUCUGACGCCUGCUCGUCUUCGUUCGCCCAUCUGCGCACUGUUUCACUUACAGUUUUAGUAGCUCCUGAUUUCGACGACGUAAUGGGAAUCCUUUCUCGGAUAGAAGACACACUCGAACAUCUAACUCUACAUUACUAUGUGAUUGAAACUCCUCUGGCACCUGAACAUCUCUUCGAUCUCACUCGUCACUCCAAUUUACGUCAUUUGUGUUUAUACCAUAAUGGUGGCCUGACCUUAUCGGCUGGACCUGGCACUGCCCUCGACGACAUCGUCCUUAUGCUAUGCACCAUCAGACUACCACCUUCCCUUCUUACACUCGAACUCGUUGUUAUCCUGGAAGGCGAGAAUAACACCCCGGGCCUCUUCCUUGAUUCUUUCCUCGGCCAUCAGUGGGCAUAUCUAGACGCGACCCUCUCCACGCCUUCCUUCCAUGCCAUUCAUAGAUUGAUUUUGACUCUCCAUUUCGGAAAGUCGGCGACGAACAAGGGUGCUGAGAAUUUCUUCCUCCGAAAGCGCAUCAAGACGCUCCUCAAGGCAGCGCUCCCCUCUGCGUCGACGAAUAAGAGGCUGAACUUGGUUAUCAACGUUGUGUCCUCCGUGCAGGAGGAGAGCUGGACACCAAGGACAAUUGCUGACCUCAGUUCCAAUGAAGGAGACAACUGA